Messenger RNA from Hemiscyllium ocellatum (epaulette shark), 1602 nucleotides. It is a transcript of the gene slc2a9l2, whose product is annotated as solute carrier family 2 member 9, like 2. Gene Ontology annotation, biological process: monosaccharide transmembrane transport. Gene Ontology annotation, cellular component: membrane. NCBI's taxonomy places the organism in Eukaryota, Metazoa, Chordata, Chondrichthyes, Orectolobiformes, Hemiscylliidae. The transcript has 12 exons. Gene Ontology annotation, molecular function: hexose transmembrane transporter activity. Bases 1 to 1602 code for a protein of 533 amino acids. The record is from RefSeq and is a predicted model, not a curated record.
AUGGGUGACUUCAACUUCCCCAGUAUCAAUUGGAACCUCCUUAUUGCAGAUGGUCUGGGUGGAGCCGAUUUUUGUCAGGUAUUGACAUGCCAUCUUGUAGUUGCUUCACUGGUUGGAGCUUUUGGCUCAGCAUUUUUGUACGGCUAUAACCUGUCAGUAGUAAAUGCACCAACAGUGUACGUUAAAGCCUUUUGCAAUGAAUCAUGGACCAGGCGAUUUGGAACAGCCAUUGAGACCAAAUCGCUGACACUUCUCUGGUCAAUAAUUGUUUCCAUUUGUGCCAUUGGUGGUCUGGUUGGUGCAUUUAUUGUCACCCCGUUUGUGAAACACUUGGGCAGGAAAGGCACACUUCUCUUAAAUAAUGGAUUCGCAAUCCUUGCUGCUUUAUUGAUGUCCUUAAGUGAAACUGCUGGCUUCUUCGAAAUGCUGAUUGUGGGGCGUUUUAUUAUUGGAGUGAAUGGAGGCAUUGCCCUCAGUGCCCUUCCUAUGUACUUGGGUGAAAUCUCACCGAAGCAAAUCCGUGGCUCCCUAGGGCAGAUCACAUCCAUUUUCAUCUGUGUUGGUGUCUUUGUUGGUCAGAUCUUGGGACUUCCAGAGAUACUUGGCAAGGAGUCAAGUUGGCCAUUAAUGUUUGGGCUUAAUGCAGUUCCAGCUGUGAUUCAACUUGCUGUUCUUCCCUUCCUUCCCGAAAGCCCUCGGUACUUGCUGUUUGAAAAGAAUGAUGUUUCUCAAGCCAAGAAAGCAUUUCAAAUCUUUAGUGGGAAGGAAGAUGUCAUGAAGGAACUGGAGGAAGUCCAGGCAGAAAGGACAGCCCAAAAACACAUUCAGUUGUUAUCAGUGUUGGACUUACUGAAAAAGCAGUCUGUACGCUGGCAAGUCAUCACAGUCAUUGUCAUUAUGACCUGCUACCAGCUCUGUGGUCUGAAUGCUAUCUGGUUCUACACAAGCAGCAUCUUCAAAGAGUCUGGCAUCAGUGAGGAUCAGAUCCCCUACAUCACUCUCAGCACCGGUGCUAUUGAGAUCACUGCUGCAAUUAUUUCUUGCUUGACCAUUGAACGACUUGGACGACGAUCUCUUCUCAUUGGUGGAUUUAGUUUGAUGUCAUUUUUCUUUGGGUUGCUUACGAUUUCACUCAAUCUGCAGAACAAAGUAUCCUGGAUGCCUUAUGUGAGUCUAAUCUGCAUUCUUGCUGUAAUAGCAUCAUUCUGCAUUGGUCCAGGAGGGAUUCCUUUUGUCCUUACUGGCGAGAUGUUUGAUCAGUCCAGUCGAUCUGCUGCAUUCAUGGUUGGUGGCACAGUGCUCUGGAUUUCCAACUUUUUUGUCGGACUUCUUUUUCCUGUUAUCCAGGGUAACUUAGGAUCAUUCUGUUUCCUACUAUUUGCUGCAGUUUGUUUACUAGGGUCAAUAUAUCUCUGCAUCGUCUUACCUGAAACCAAAAAUAAAACUUUUGCACAAAUAUAUCAAUCAUUUGUAAAAAUGAACAAGAUAUCGGACCAAGAAAUUGAGUGGACUCCAUCAAUGGAGAAUGAAGUGAUGAUUCCUUUAGAUGAUGUGGUGAAGAACAAAUCAAACAAUGCCUCUGACAAUAAUGAAUAUAUUUAA